AUGUUGGCAUCUCUCCCCAUCCUCCUGCUGGAAACCAUGUCUCACUACACAGACGAGCCAAGAUUCACCAUAGAGCAGAUCGACCUCCUGCAGCGCCUGAGACGCACGGGAAUGACCAGGCAUGAGAUCCUGCACGCCCUGGAAACCUUGGACCGUCUGGACCAAGAGCAUAGCGACAAAUUCGGGAGGAGGUCUGGCUACGGAGGCGGCUCCUACAGCAACAGCACCAACAACGUCGCGGCGUCGUCCUCGACGGCCACGGCUUCCACGCAGACCCAGCACUCCGGGAUGUCCCCGUCCCCGAGCAACAGUUAUGACACCUCCCCACAGCCUUGCACUACGAAUCAGAACGGGAGGGAGAGUAACGAGAGGUUGUCUGCCUUCAAUGGGAAGAUGUCGCCCACCCGCUACCCCCUGGCCAACAGCCUGGCCCAGAGGUCCUACAGCUUUGAGGCUUCCGAGGAGGAUCUGGACAUUGAUGACAAAGUGGAGGAGCUGAUGAGGAGGGACAGCAGUGUGAUAAAGGAGGAAAUCAAAGCCUUCCUCGCCAACCGGAGAAUUUCCCAAGCAGUUGUUGCACAGGUAACAGGUAUCAGUCAGAGCCGGAUCUCCCAUUGGCUGUUGCAGCAGGGGUCGGACCUGAGUGAACAGAAGAAAAGGGCAUUUUACAGAUGGUACCAGCUUGAGAAGACAAAUCCUGGGGCUACACUAAGCAUGAGACCCGCUCCCAUCCCAAUAGAAGAGCCAGAAUGGAGACAGACACCUCCCCCAGUCACAGCUACCUCUGGGACCUUCAGACUACGGCGAGGCAGUCGGUUCACGUGGAGAAAGGAGUGCCUGGCUGUUAUGGAGAGUUACUUCAAUGAGAACCAAUAUCCUGAUGAGGCAAAGAGAGAAGAAAUUGCCAAUGCCUGUAAUGCAGUUAUACAAAAACCAGGAAAAAAGUUGUCGGAUUUGGAGCGAGUUACCUCCCUCAAGGUGUACAACUGGUUUGCCAACAGGAGGAAGGAGAUCAAGAGAAGAGCCAAUAUCGAAGCAGCAAUCCUGGAGAGCCAUGGAAUAGAUGUACAGAGUCCAGGAGGUCAUUCCAACAGCGACGACGUGGACGGCAACGACUACUCGGAGCAGGACACUUGGCAAGUACGCAACGGGGAGGAGGAGGGACGAUGUUCCGAGGGAGGCAGAGAAGCAGAGAAGGUAGAAGAAGACAGGAGGAUCUGCUCCAAACAAGCAAGUUACACCCCUCACACCACACACAAUGAUGACAGCACUAGCCAUAGUGACCACCAAGACCCCAUUUCCUUAGCUGUGGAGAUGGCAGCAGUCAACCACACCAUCCUGGCGCUGGCCCGGCAAGGAGCCAACGAGAUCAAGACAGAGGCUCUGGACGACGACUGAUGCCAAGAAAGGGGAGGGUCAAAGCAAGAAGUAACUUAGUUUUAGACGUAGCACCUUAGCAGACUUUCCUCGGUCCUUAAUAUGUGUUCUUACAGUAUAACUUUGCAGUUUCUUGUACGUCAGUUAGCUGUUAGGGUCUUGUUCUGUGAAGAUGGCAUGGUGCCCUCAGCCUUUGCAUAUACUCUCUCAGUAUUAAUUCCCAAUAAAUAAUCAAUCAACCAACCAACCUCCCUUCUCCCGGCCCCCAGUGGCUAGAAAGGUAAAAUCACAAAAAAAAAAAAAGAAAAAAAAAAAAAAGAAAAAAGAAAAAAAAAAAUCUUGCUGCUCUGUCUUAGCAUUCAAAGUGCUUCCAGGUAUUUUAGACAGCCCUCAAUUACAAGUCUUAGGCUACACUUAAAAUCUUGGGUAACCUUAGAGAUGGUGUUGAAACCGAUAGUCCGUACGCUUUCCCUGCCCUGAGACUGAAAGGAUGCAAGCUGAGGUAGUGGCACAGGGUCGAUGGACACCAGACUGGGAGUAUCAACAGAGAGUAAAAAGAACACUUAGAAACCCCACUCCAGCAUGGGAAUAAAUGAUUUCCAGCUGCAAUAAGCUGUGCCUCACUGGCCAUACAGUGACUUUACUUUCGGGUGCUGUGCUGAGAAUGUCCAUUGGAAACACAUUCCCACAUUUUGGUCAAUGCUCACAUAUUCAACACAGACAUCCUCUACUCUCACAAGCUGCGUGGCUUAGUGGAGAAGUGCUGCCUUCUGCCUCUGGGACCAUGGUUGAAGCCCAGCCUGGGAUCUGAAAAAAAAUGAGCUGAAUGUCUAAUGGACAACAGUCCACUUCUCAGAACCACUGCUCGUUCUUGGCAUGGCUGGCAGUGCCUGCUCAGAAGAGGUCUAGACUCUUUAUCCAUCUGUCAUUAACAAUUUCACCUUUAAUUCCUCCUCUCUCACCUUUUCUGUCCCCACUCUACUCCCCUCUCCACUUUGCCACUUUCAAAAGCAAUGUUUUCCAGGAAGGUUGUUAAGGUCCUAAAGUGGGCGAGUGGAUUUUUACACGCCCGUGUAAGUAAUGCCUACGUCCUGACUAGCCUGAAAGGUUACUGGAGAAUUCGACAUCUGACCUUUGCUAGAUAACUAUCAGAGCAUAAAUACUCUCCUAAAUAUGAACUUUUUUGUUUGUUUGAAAGCAGGAGGAUCUCUUACCUGAGAAAUGGGGUGUGAAUGUUUUGUGUU
Messenger RNA from Cinclus cinclus, 2621 nucleotides. RefSeq names its product homeobox containing 1 (gene HMBOX1). Gene Ontology annotation, cellular component: nucleus. NCBI's taxonomy places the organism in Eukaryota, Metazoa, Chordata, Aves, Passeriformes, Cinclidae. Gene Ontology annotation, molecular function: double-stranded telomeric DNA binding. Gene Ontology annotation, biological process: positive regulation of DNA-templated transcription. The coding region runs from base 1 to 1398 and encodes 465 amino acids. The record is from RefSeq and is a predicted model, not a curated record. The transcript is spliced from 10 exons.